GUAAACUAACAGUAACAAUCGCUCAUUCAUUCUUCCGAGAAUUGCGCACAUUAUUUUUGAGUUUCCUGUGGUAGAUUUAUCAUUUAGAGUUUUACCGGAUCACCAAUCAUGCCGAAGAAUAAAGGAAAGGGAGGAAAGAACAGGAGGAGAGGAAAGAAUGAGAAUGAGUCAGAGAAAAGAGAAUUGGUCUUCAAAGAAGAAGGUCAAGAAUAUGCCCAGGUUCUCAAGAUGCUUGGGAAUGGAAGGUUAGAUGCGCUGUGUUUCGAUGGCAAAAAGAGGUUAUGUCAUAUCAGAGGAAAAUUAAGAAAAAAGGUUUGGAUCAACCAGGGUGAUAUCAUAUUAAUCGGCCUACGUGAAUACCAAGAUGAGAAGGCAGACGUCAUCCUCAGAUACAAUGCUGAUGAAGCAAGAAACCUGAAAGUUUACGGAGAACUGCCCGAACAUGCCAAGAUCAACGAAUCAGUCGCAUUCGGCCAAGACUACGAGGAUGACGAGGUGGCGUUUGACGAUCAGGGCUUCGAUGAUGACAUAGGGGACGAAAUAGGAGCGAUAUAGCAGAGUGACCGAUGACAGAGUGAAGACCCCAAGCAGUGUGCCUCUGUUUUCAGUCUUGUGCAAUGGAAUUUAACAAACAAUCUAAUAUCCUCAUCUUUCUUUAAAAUAAAAAUCACGCUUUUUUCCACCCUGUGUGAAGAGGUCUAAGACUCCUCAUUACUACAACCUUCCAAUGUUAAUGCUUGCGUGGAACGUUCAUACUGAUUUAAAGCCGUCAGUUUGGCUAGCACGUGAGUAUAUGAAGAUUACAUGCUUGGGCUAAUCUUGGAAUUAGGGGAGUCGGUUUUGUCUAAAUCACAGUUCUAAGAGAUGAAAUAAGUUGAAUUACAGGUAUUGUAUAUUUCACUAUAUGUUGAGAAUUCUGUUACAUUAAAGCUGUUUCUUAAGUCUAAAUAUUGUAAAUGUUUCAAUUUUGAUUUUAAUGGUAUUUAAUAAAUUUUACCUCAAGGAGUCAUUUGGGUAUCAGAUUUGCUGAGUUUUCUUAGAAUUUGUGUGGAAAUGCAGUUAAUAUAUAUGAUUGAACUUCUUUCAUUGUGAGUUCCUCUAGUGUUUUGUUUUGAAGAGUGUAAAAUUAAGGCCUUGGAUUAACACCUAUUCAGAAAAAAAUAUUUUACAUGACUUAUCAAUUAAAGGCAAAACAUAAAAAUUACAAUAUGCUUUCAAACUCAUUUUAAAUAGAAGGUACAAGAAAUAUUCCCAGAAUGGUAUUUCCUAUUAAAUACUUUAUUCCCCCCACCCCCACGAAAAAAAAAUUCUUUUGAAACAUGAAAUUAAUGGGAAUGAUUAUUGCCAAAAAAGGUUCUGGCAUCACUAUUUGUUCAUUUGUUACUUAUAUUGUUAUGAGGGCUAUUUCGGAUUCUGCACAGUUUAUUUAUAGUUUGUCGUUAUGGGCAUUGCAAGAACUUUACAUGUGACUUGUGUAUGCAACAAGGGAGUUUAUUUCUAUUCCAUUUUCAUUAGCGCUCUAACGUGUUUGCUUAAAUAGAGGGUUUGAGGGGCAAAUUGUCUUUUCCUCCCCUCCCCCCAUUUUUUUUCUGUACAUACUAUCAUAUAAUGAGUGAGAUAGACCAGAGUAUUUCUAUAUGCACCCUUGAUUUGCUAAAUCCUAACUACGGUAGAUAUUGACAUGUGAAUUAGAUUGGAUUGGAAUAAAUUUCAUUGCACAAGUUACUGUUGAAACAAGAACCUACAUUAAAACAAAAUGAGGAGGAACCUGGGCCAGGAGAAGGGAAAGUAUUGCCUUUUGUAAACUGCAUGCUAUUACAUAUUCACUUAUGAAUAAAAGGCUAGAUAUAUAUUAGCCACGCAUGAGCCAAUCACAUGCAAAGCAAACUUGUGAAUAUUUAAAAAAAGGUUAUAUAUUAUCCUAAGUCGAAGAGAACUUUUAGUGGUAUGAUGCUGGUAAAUGAAACUUCAAUACACAUACAAUACACACUUGAAGCGUUAGAUGACAUUUUAGUAGGCUAUAUUAUUCAUUUGUUGGUGCGUAUUUAAAUGGAGAAGUUUUCUUCCAAAAUGAAAAAGGUGUUGUAAUGUAUGACUUCAUCUGUAUGUUUUCUUUUCUCUCUUAUGUUCUUCAGUUUAGAGUAAGGUAUGUCAUUUAGUCUGGAGUUAUAUGAAAUUACCAAAUUUGACAUGCAUGUAGAGGUACAAUUUAUCUGUAAAUCACACGUUUUGGGGACUGCAAACUUAGUUUGACGUGUUAAAAUGUAGAUUUCACAUUUAAAAAGUUUGGCCUCACCGAAAUUGUUAUACUAUCUGUGAUAAUGAGAAAUUAACCCCAAAUAGUGCAGUGCUGAAUAACUUAAUGACGAUGAACGGUAGAUGUACAAUUUUAUAAUAAAAAUAAACGUAUUUGCAUAUUUUAUGUCUUUGAAAAUCAUUUCUCAAGCUUGGAAUGUGCUGCCAUUUUCAGGAUGUUAUCUUUGCCUCCAGCUUUCUAAAAAUUUGUAAUGCGAAUAUUCCAGAGGUCUAUUUUUAAUAGAAAAAAAAUCCACUGCUUGCUCUUGAAAUGACCUCACAUUCAAGAGUUAAAACUUGUUGGAUCAACAAUUUGGGCGGAGUCCAGCACAUGCUGAGUUUCAGGGUAGCAUUUCAUGAAAGAAAUUUGUCGGGGAUUAUUUCCGACAAGUCUGUUUCCAUAGUAACAGUGCGUCUUAGCUCAUCAAAAUCAAGCAAACUUGUCAGAUCUGGGCUCCAUAACACAGCAUAAAACUUGGUCGUACGCUCGAAUUUUACGAUUGAUUGUACAUUGUAGUCGAUGUAAUCAUUUGUGAAAAUUUGUUCUUUGAUCAUUGCUAAGCUUUGAGUAAUGGGCUCCAGGGGAGCGUUUCAUGAAAGGACUUGUCUGACACUUUAUAUAUCAAGUCCUGUUUUAUCCGACAGUUACCAUAGUAAUAGUGCCACUUAGCCAAACUCAAGUAAAGCUGUCAGAUGACAAAUAUUGAAGAAAAGCUCCCCUGAAGAAUUGAGUAAAUUUGUUAUUUUAUGAUUCCAUUGUUAAUAUAAAUAGAUAAGCUUGAAGAAUUUUGCAAUUUUGGCGAAUAUACCCAGCAAACCUCAAAUUGGCAAUUUCAACUCAUAUAUUGAAAAAAAAUAUUGAGCAAAGUGGAGGUAUAAAAUUUCUACAUAGAGGAUGUAGAAAGCCUUUUAGAUAAGAACCUUGAUUUUGCCAUCAAUUGCUUGUGGUCUAGUGAUAAAAGGAACACUUGAAAUCUUUACACUGCUCUGACACAAUGGCAUGGGCUCACAAUUCAGAAUAUUGCUUUUUGUGGCUAAUAAUAUUUUCAGUUAUGAAUUGACAGCAGUAGCAUUUAUUCCAUCAGAAUAAACCUGACAAUAGUGAAUUCUGAAAAUAAAAACAAGAAACUAAAUAUUCACUUAGUCUGGCGCAAUGAAUGGCGGCUGGGUAUAAUAACGAAUUUGGCCAAGAAUAUAAAUACAAUGUAUUUUUAUUGAACAAUUAAUUUAAACCUGACAAAAGUGAAUGUUGACAAUGAAAACAAGAAGAAAAAUGUUCACAUAGUUUUGUUUAUUUUUUUUAAUACUUUGUUUUAAAUUUAAUUUUAUACCCAUUUAGGCUAACUGCGCUUGUACCUGUCCAUACAUUAUGUAUACAUGUAACAUUAGGGCCCCGUUACACAAAGAUUAGCACUUGAUUGUAGGGUUUAUACUUAUGAUUGAUUGCAUUGAUUAUUAUGUGCAAUCAAGCAUGCAACCCAACUCUGCAAUCAAUCGCUAUGCUUUGUGCUACUGGGCCCUGAUAUGAAUCUAUUCUUGUGUAUAAUAAUGGCUUAAUUUAUUUCAACUAUAAAGACAGAAAAAGAUCUUCAAGAAUUUCAGGAGCAAAUGAUUUGAUUCGAUACAAUCGAGGAUAGAAUAGUGAACUUUUUUUUUCAGAAGUAUGUUAUGAAAGAAUGUUAAGAUUUCAAACGUUUUAUGACAAAAGUAGACAUCUCGUUAAAAUAUGUAACUUUUGAAAUGUACACUGUUGAAAACUUGCAUAUAAUUUUUAAGGUAUAGAACCCUUAAAAUUUGUCAGUAAUGAUUUGGUGCCACACAAUACAGACAAUCUAGUAUCAAAUGUCUUUUGCUAUUACAUCUUAUUUCAUAUAAUUCAGUAAAAUACAGGCAUAAUGAAAGUGACAUUUUUGAAAAUAAAUUCCUUUAUGACAAAAGU
This is a messenger RNA of Lytechinus variegatus (green sea urchin), 4234 nucleotides long. Its product is annotated as eukaryotic translation initiation factor 1A, Y-chromosomal-like. Gene Ontology annotation, cellular component: cytoplasm. Gene Ontology annotation, biological process: translational initiation. The record is from RefSeq and is a predicted model, not a curated record. The transcript is spliced from 5 exons. Bases 109 to 555 code for a protein of 148 amino acids. Gene Ontology annotation, molecular function: translation initiation factor activity; RNA binding. Lineage: Eukaryota; Metazoa; Echinodermata; Echinoidea; Temnopleuroida; Toxopneustidae.